AAAGAAAAAAAAACAUUUUUUAUAGGAAAAAAAAUUUCAAAAAAAUCACAAAAGAGUCAUGCAAAGUCUGAAAAAUGAUAACUCAACUCAACAAUAUGAAAUUCCAGCAACAAGACGAUCAGAUGGUUCAUGGCGUAAGGCACGUCGAGUACGUCCUGGCUUCGUUCCACAAGAGGAAGUUCCACUGUACACGCCAAAAGGCAAGCGAGUAGCACAAGCAAAUCCAUUUCCACCCGGUUGGCAUCCGGACACAUCAAAAAGUACAACAGCGGCAGCUAAGCCACAACAACAACGCAAUAGUACAGCACCAGUCAAAAAAGAACCAGCAACAGUCACAAUAAAGCCACAACCAGCAGUUCGUGUCAUGACAAAAGUUGAGGAGGCGCCUAAAGUUGAUGACGAUCUAAGCGAAACAAUGGAAAAUUCACUAAAAAUCCGCGACGAUGUCGUUGAGCUAUCGAAACGACUUAAAAGAUUGCGAAGACGUCUUAGAGAACUGGAACUGCUGGACGAGAAAAUAAAGAGUGGAGAGAUUGUUAAGCCACAAAAGGAUCAAUUAGAGAAAAUAACGAGACGAUUUGAGAUUGAGAAGGAAAUUGAGGAAUUGGAGAAGAAUCGAGAGGACUUGAAGGCUCAAGGCUUUAAGCAUGCGGAUGAGGACUCGUGAAAGUUGAGGAACGGGAAGUGAUUCAAUUACUUUUUGUGAUGAAGAUUAAUUUUUUUAUAUAUUUUUUUUGUGUCAUGUGAAAAUUGCUUUAAUUUUUGGUAUUUUUUGGGGUGGGGAGUCAUAAGGAGGACAUCUUG
Messenger RNA from Chironomus riparius, 804 nucleotides. The record is from the annotation of a GenBank genome assembly. Lineage: Eukaryota; Metazoa; Arthropoda; Insecta; Diptera; Chironomidae.